UGUUACGUAGAUUCUUUACUUGCUCCUUGGUAACUACGCAAACGUAGCAACAACAACCAUAGCUGCAGUUGGUAAUCAUGGAUUAGCACACAUGCCUCGUAUCCAUAGAUGAAACAGUCAAUUAGUUCAAUAAACCUUUAGAAGGUAGGUCCUCGGUGUCGCGAGGAGGCUCGCCUACAGCACAGUGUCUGUUUAUGUGCCAAAUAGAAAGAUGCCUCCAAGCUCAGCUGAUCCUCGCAAACAGUUUAUUCUUACAACAACGGGGAACUUCUUUGGCUUGACGGCUCCCCCCCCAACUGGCUGACAGUGUGAGCUCAACAAUUUUCUUGAUGAUGGCAACGAGUUUGUCCUAUGUUUCAGCCAACAACAACACGACUUGCAUCCCUCAAAUCAGAUUGAAACAUCUGGGGACAAUGGUGGCAAGGUGCUGGUGUUCUUCAAACUUAAACCCACCGUGAUCACGGAGGAGAACCUCCACCAGAGCAUCCUUGUGUCCUCUAUGCUGGAGUCCCCAGUCAGAAGCCUCUACCAGGCCGUGAGACAGGUGUUUGCCCCUGUGCUGCUGCAGGAUGAGCGCUGGAGUUCAGAGUUGGACCCUAAACUGGCAGGGCUGCUCAGCGACCUGGAGCAAGGCCUGGGCUCGGUGAUCCGUCAGUCGGGGCCGCGAUCACAGGGGAAGACGGGCCUCACAGAGGGCGAUGUGUUGGGUAUACUGUCCCCCGGGGAUGAGUUCCAAUACUGGGCAGAUCUCUCAGAGUCUGCGGAGAAGCACGGUGUAAGAGAAAGGGCCCGCCAUUUUGUUGAGCUUUUCCGACCAAUCGAAAAGGAGUACUUCGGUCUAGAUGGCCUGUCCAUGGCGGACGUUGUGGAUCUUGUGGAGCAGAGCAAACACACACUGGAUGACGUGUGGAGACAGACUGACUUUGAUACCCUUUACCCCGAGCCACGCAUGCUGCGCCUCAUGGACAACAUAGGUGGGGCCCUCGGCAGAUAUGUCCAGAGGAAGUUGAGCGGUGUGAAAAUCUUCGAGGAGCCAUACGUGUCCAUGCAAGAGAACCUGAGGAUGGGUGUUAUCAUCUGUGAACAGUGGGUGACGGCUUGUGAACAUCUCACGGGACAGGUGUGGAAGAGUCAUACCUCGCAUGUUUGGAUAGGAGACAAGCAUCAGCCACACACUCUGAAGUGCUUAGCGCAGAGAUUGGAUGAGGUAGUGACUCUGCGUACCGUGUACGAGAAACUGCUGCGGCUGCUCCCUGGAGGUAAACAGCAGGCACUGAGCCCUGAGCGUGUGUCUGAACCCUUCUCUGGACUCAACCCUCUACACUACAACCCCUACACUGAGCCUCUGUGGAGAGCCGCAGUCUAUCAGUUUGAACGAUGCAUCAGCUCUUCAGAACUGGAAGUGGCUGCUAUAUUGAAGCGUUACAUAGGAGAUGUGCAAGACAACCCACAACAGCUGCUGCAGGUGUUUAAGAAGCACAAGGAGCUGAUCAGGCCCACCAUCAGCAAGGAGCUGCAGUCGGAGAGAGAGACCCUGCUGGCCAGGCUGCUCGACUAUAGCAAAGGUCUAAAGUCUGAUUUUGAGGAUCGCUGCCAUGGUGCUCCAGGGGAAAAAACGGGGCCCCUUGUUGGCAGGAACCUCCCUGAGGUGGUCAACAAAAUUGUCUGGGUUCGACAGCUCAUUCACAAGGUGGAGGACUCCGUUCGUAUCUCCGAGGCGCUGCUCCCAGACCUGUCAGCCUUCCGCUCCUUCAUGCGCUUCUGUGAUGACCUCCUCGAGGUCCUGAGGGCCUACGAGCAGGAGCAGUUCGAAGACUGGUCGAGAGAAAUACUGUCCGGACUGGCCGACCCAAGGUCUGGUAUAAGUCUGCAGGCCAGUAACCGGGUGAUGGACCUGGACCACGUGGACGCGCUGCGGAUCCAGUACUCUGACCGGCUGGUGACGCUGCUGAGGGAGGUCAGACAGCUGUCGGCCCUCGGCUUCCCAUCCCCGGCCAAGAUACAGCAAGCUGCCACACAGCAGACCAAGUUCUACGGACAGGCCAUCGUCCUAAAACAGGUGGCCCAUUUCUACAACAUCAUAGACCAGCAGAUGAUUCCCUCUCAGAGACCCAUGAUGCUUGGUCUAGCUCUGGCCUUUGAACAAGUGAUUAAGAGUCCUCGGUCCCACGCUAAGGAGUCCGGCGGCAAGCUGCAGAUCACCUGGGACAACCCCAGAGAGCUGGAGCUCUACAUCGGCAAGCUGCAGUCUGCUGCCGAGAGACUCUCCACCGAGAACAGGAAGCUUCGCAAGUGGCACACCGAGUUCACAGAGAAGGUGGUGCUCCUGAUGAACGUGGACCUCCUGAGACAACAGCAGCGCUGGAAGGACGGCCUACAGGAGCUGCGGACAGGCUUUGCCACUCUUGAGACGCAGGGAUUCCGGUCAGGUGACCUGCGGGCGUGGCGCCAACACUGGAACCACCACUGUACAAGGCCCUAGAACAACCAGUACCAGACGGGCCUGGAGGCUCACAAGAACCUGCCCGAGAUACACAUCGACCUCACCUUCAAACAAGGCCAUUUGCAGUUUCGUCCUACCUUUGAAGAAGUGCGGGCUCGAUACUUCAGGGAAAUGAAGCGGUUCAUUUCUAUUCCUAACCAAUUCAAGGGGGUUAGUGAGCAGGGUGAGGAGCUCAUCUUCGGAGUCAUGAUUGACAGAAACGCUCCCGGGUUCCUUACCAUCUACAGGAAAGCAGAAGACCUUUUCAGCCGCUUGCUGGCAGUUCAGGACAAGUUCAAGGAGUGGGUGGUUUUGGGCCUGGUAGACAUCGAGACGUUUGUGGAGAAGCAUUUGCACUCUGUGCAAGAAUGGGAGAGAAACUUCAAGUCCCUGAAAGCCCGGGGCAAGGAGUCUGAACGCCUGCCCAGCCAGGAGAAGGUAGACUGUAUCACAGUGAAUUGUGAGCCAGUCAGAGCCGUCAUCGAUGACCUGAUUCAAAGGCUAUUCGAUGCUCUCCUUGUCUGUCUCAGGAAGUCCGUCCAGGCCACAACACAGACCAUAGAGGCCUUUGUGUCCGACGCCAUGGAAGCCAUGUCCACUCGUCCCGAGAGCAUUGAGGAGAUCAGCGAGGCCAAUGCCAGACACUGCCAGAUUAAAGCCCGCGAACCAGAGAUCCUGCCUCAGUUUCAGUGUGCAGAGGAGAAGAACCGGCUGCUGCGUGCGGUAGGAGCCGGCCUGGACUCCCUGUCCUCACUGAGGGCCAGGUGGGACAAGCUGGAGCUGGUCAUGGAGAGCCACAAGCUCAUGAUCAAAUCUCAGGUGGAGAUGAUGCGCAGUAACGCGGAAGGCCGCAUCCAGGCCUACCGGACUAAUCUGGAGCGCUUCAGGGCGCACUGGGAUCAGCUAAAGCCCAGUGAUGAGGUGGUGGAGACGGGCGACCAGGCCAGCAUGUUGGCCUGUCUCCAGACCAUCAGGGAUAAGCAGCAGGAGUUCCAGGAGCUGGAGCUUAUUCGUCUGAAACUGCUUGACGACUGUGUUCAUUUUGAGCUGGAGGCCCCAGACUUCUCCUUUGCGGAGGAGACCAUCCGAGACAUGGAGGAGUGCAGUCGGAUGUGGUCUCUGUAUGAAGAGUGGCUGCAGGGCUUCACGGAGAAGGCUAGAGACUGGAUCACGUUCAGGAGCAAGACUUACUUGUUUGAGGAGUUCCUCUUUGCGUGGCAGGACCGACUGAAGAAGCUGGAUCAUCCCACCACCAUGUCUGUCAAACUGCAGGCCGAGGUGGACAAAUACAAGAACCUGGCCCCGGUGCUGAAGUACGUGCGUGGGGAACACCUGUCCCAGGACCACUGGCUGGACAUGUUCCGCCUACUGGGCCUGCCCAGGGGCACCAAGCUGGAGAUGCUCACCUUCAACGACCUGCUCUCAGUGGCGGAAACCAUCAUCGAAAAGGCCCUGGAGCUAAAGGACCUAAACAGCCGCGCGCAGGCGGAGGUGACCGUCAGGGAGGCGCUAAGGGAGCUGGACCUGUGGGGGGCCGCGGCGACCUUUAACCUCACGGAGUACACCGACAGCAGCGGACAGGCCCUCACCCUCAUCAAGGACUGGAAGGACAUCGUCAGCCAGGUGGGAGACAACCGCUGCCUGCUUCAGUCUCUGAAAGACUCCCCCUACUACCGUGGCUUUCAGGACAAGGUGAGUUUGUGGGAGGUGCGUCUGGCUGACCUGGACGAGCAUCUCCUCAGUCUGAACACCAUCCAGCGGCGCUGGGUGUACCUGGAGCCCAUAUUUGGGCGCGGAGCCCUCCCUAAAGAGCAGGCCCGCUUCAAGCGUGUGGACGAGGAUUUUAGGUCCAUCAUGUCAGACGUUCAGAGGGACAGCAGAGUGGUGUCUUUGUGCUCCAGAGCCGGUAUCAGAAACUCCCUUGUCACUAUACUGGAUCAGCUGCAGCGCUGCCAGAAGUCACUCAACGAGUUCUUGGAGGAAAAGCGCUCUGCCUUCCCCAGGUUCUACUUCAUAGGGGAUGAUGAUCUCCUGGAGAUCCUGGGCCAGGCCACUAACCCCACCGUCAUCCAGUCCCACCUCAAGAAGCUCUUCGCUGGCAUCCACAGCGUGCAGUUCGAUGGGCAGUGCCAGCACAUUGUGGCCAUGUGUUCCCUGGAGGGGGAGGUGGUCCCCUUGAGAAAUCUUGUGCGCAUCUCCAACAAUGUGGAGGUUUGGCUGAGUGAGCUGUCUGCAGAAAUGAAGGAGACCCUGAAGCAGAUGCUUCUUGAGUGUGUCGCAGCAGGGAGGAAGGGGGAUGUCAACCCGGCGCGCUACCCCUCACAGAUCCUGGGCCUUGCCGAGCAGAUCCAGUUCACUGAGGACGUGGAGCAGGCGCUGAGCGAGCAGAGCCUACAGAGACUGGAGCUGGAGCUCUCUGCCAAGCUGGAGCAUUAUACCAGGGUGGACACCAGCUCCCAGGACCCCAGCAGCACAGAGACAGGUGUCCUCCAGCUGAAGCUCAAGGCCCUGAUCCUGGACAUCAUCCACAACAUCAGCGUGGUGAGGCAGCUGAACCAGGCUGGGGUCUGCAGCCCUGACGACUGGUCAUGGAGGAAGCAGCUUCGCUUCUCCAUGGGAUCUGACCAGUGUUGCCGCAUUCACAUGGUCCACGCCCACUUCCAAUACACCUAUGAGUAUCAGGGGAAUGCUGCCAAGCUGGUGCACACCCCGCUGACAGACAAGUGCUACCUGACGCUGACCCAGGCCAUGGAGAUGGGUCUGGGGGGUAACCCCUACGGGCCGGCCGGCACGGGGAAGACUGAGUCGGUCAAAGCCCUGGGGGGGCUGUUUGGACGGCAGGUGCUGGUGUUUAACUGCGACGAGGGCAUUGACGUGAAGUCCAUGGGUCGCAUCUUCGUGGGCCUGGUGAAGUGUGGAGCUUGGGGCUGCUUUGAUGAGUUCAACCGCCUGGAGGAGGCGGUGCUCUCGGCCGUGUCCAUGCAGAUCCAGGCCAUCCAGGACUGCCUCAAACACCAGAAGAACACCUGCGAGCUGCUGGGCAAAGAGGUGGAGCUUGACCCUAACUCCGGGGUGUUCAUCACCCUGAACCCAGCGGGGAAGGGCUACGGUGGGAGGCAGAAGCUUCCAGACAACCUGAAGCAACUGUUCCGGCCCGUGGCCAUGACCCGACCCGACAACGAGCUCAUCGCCGAGGUCAUCCUCUACUCGGAGGGCUUCCGGGACGGAGAGAUGCUGGGGCGCAAGCUGGUCGCUAUCUUCAACCUCGCCAGGGAGCUGUUGACUCCGCAGCAGCACUACGACUGGGGUUUGCGCGCCUUGAAGACGGUGCUCAAGGGCUGUGGCAGCCUGCUCCAGCAACAGAGGAAGAGCCAGGACAAGGACCAGAUCCAGGAAAGCGGUCUGGUUGUGCAGGCUCUGAGGCUCAACACCAUGUCCAAGCUGACGUUUGCCGACAGCUUCCGCUUUGACGCGCUGGUCAAGGACGUCUUCCCCGGGGUGAGCUUCACGGACGUGGAGGACCAGAUCCUCACACGCGCGCUGGAGCAAGCCUACAGCGAGGCCCGACUGGAGCUCAUCCCCAGCCAGGUGAAGAAGGCCCUGGAGCUGCAGGAGCAGCUGAGACAGCGGAUGGGGGUGGUGGUGGUGGGGCCCAGCGGAGCGGGCAAGUCCACCCUCUGGAGGAUGCUCAGGGCCGCGCUCGGCAAGACGGGAAAAGUGGUGAAGCAGUACACCAUGAACCCCAAGGCCAUGGCCAGACAGCAUCUGCUGGGACACAUAGACAUGGACACCAGGGAGUGGGCCGACGGGGUGCUCACUCACAGUGCCCGGAAGGUGGUCCGGGAACCACAGGAGGUGAGCUCGUGGAUCGUGUGCGACGGAGACAUAGACCCUGAGUGGAUCGAGAGCCUGAACUCCGUGCUGGACGACAACCGGCUGCUGACCAUGCCCAGCGGCGAGCGCAUCCAGUUCGGACCCAACGUCAACUUCCUGUUCGAGACCCAUGACCUCAGCUGCGCCUCCCCAGCGACAAUAUCCCGCAUGGGCAUGAUCUUCCUCAGUGAUGAGGACACAGAUGUGGGGGCCCUGGUGAAGUCCUGGCUGAGCGGACAGCCCCAGGAGUGCCGGGCCAACCUGGAGAACUGGCUCGGCGACUACUUCCACCGUGCCUUGGACUGGGUGCUCAAACAGAAUGAGUUUGUGGUGGAGACCAGUCUGGUGGGCACCGUGUUGAACGGCCUCUCCCACCUCAGCGCGGCGGCCGAGAGGGGGCAGUUCAUCGUGGGACUGCUCAGAGGCCUGGGCGGGAACCUCCUCCUCAAAACGCGGAAGGAGUUUGCCAAGGAGCUGCUGGGCUGGGCCCGAGAGGACCCUCCGGACCACAAGAAGCCCCUGGACACCUACUACGACCCGGACACGGGCCGCCUGGCCGCCUACACCCUGCAGCGGCCCGAGGGGCUCUGCCUGGAGCAGCUGUCCCAGCCGCACACGCUGCCGGUCAUCCGGACGGCGGACGCACAGCGCGGCCUGCAGUGCUUCUACCAGUGGCUCACGCCCCCCCACAGGCAGCCCUUCAUGGUGGUGGGCCCCGAGGGCUGUGGGAAAGGCAUGCUACUGCGCCAUGCCUUCUCCACCCUGCGCUCCACCCAGGUGGCGGUGGUGCACUGCAGCGCCCAGACCUCGUCGCGCCACGUGCUGCAGAAGCUCAGCCAGACGUGCCUGCUGCUCAGCUCCAACACGGGCCGCGCCUACAGGCCCAAGGACUGUGAGAGCCUGGUGCUCUACCUCAAGGACAUCAACCUGCCCAAGCCCGACAAGUGGGGCACCAGCAACCUCAUCGCCUUCCUGCAGCAGGUGUUGACAUAUCAAGGUUUCUAUGACGACAACCUGGAGUGGGUGGGGCUGGAGAACAUCCAGAUCGUGGCCUCUAUGUCCACAGGGGGCGCUGUGGGGAGACACACACUCACCCCGCGCUUCUCCUCCAUAGUGCGCAUCUGCACCAUAGAUUACCCGGAGCGGGAGCAGCUGCAGAUCAUCUACUCUGCGUACCUGCAACCCGUGCUGCAGCACAGCCUGGGCAGCCAGGCGGCCUGGGCCAACGCCGGCAAAGCCCACCAGCUGGCCGGCUCUCUGGUGCAGGUGUACGAACAGGUGAAGGCCAAGUUCACGGUGGACGACCACAGCCACUAUCUGUUCACACCCUGCAUCCUCACACAGUGGGUGCUGAGCCUGCUCCGAUACGACCUCACUGCAGCUCACGCCAACGUGACUGACAGCGUGCUGGAGGUGGUGGCCAGCGAGGCCAGGAGGCUGUUCAGAGACAGGCUGGUGUCCUCCAAAGACCUCCACGCCUUCAACAACAUCCUGUCCUCCGUCAUCCAGGGGGACUGGGGCUCCGAUGCCCUGGACAACAUGAGCGAUGGAUUCUACGUGACGUGGGGGGCCAGUGAGGGGUCCGUGAUGGCCCCGGGCCAGUCUCUCCCCCCCCACGGGAAGCCGCUGGGACGCCUCAACUCUGCUGACCUCAGGGAGGUCAUACAGAAGGGGGUGGUGCUGUUCAGCCGUGAUAACCGGGAGCUGGACCUGCUCCUCUUCUGGGAGGUGUGUGACUUUGUGUCCCGGGUGGACCGGGUGCUGAGCCGCCCCGGGGGGUCGAUGCUGCUGGCGGGCCGCAGCGGCGUGGGCCGGCGCAGCGCCACCUGCCUGGUGGCGCACAUGCACGGCUACACGCUCUACACGCCCAAGAUCUCCCGGGGCUACGCCCUCAAGCAGUUCAGCAACGACCUCAAGGCCGUAAUGCAGCUCGCUGGACUGGAGGGCCAACAGGUGGUUCUGCUGCUGGAAGACUAUCAGUUUGUCCACCCAGCCUUCCUCGAAAUGGUCAACAGUCUCCUGUCCUCAGGCGAGGUUCCGGGUCUGUACUCUCCAGAGGAGCUGGAGCCCCUCCUUAGUUCUCUGAAAGACCCUGCGUCCAAGGACGGAUUCACGGGGCCACUCUAUAACUACUUCUCCUACAGGAUCCAGCAGAACCUCCACAUAGUGCUGAUCAUGGACUGCACCAACUCCAACUUCACCAUCAACUGUGAGAGCAACCCCGCCUUCUACCGCAAAUGCUCAGUGCAAUGGAUGGAGGGCUGGUCCGAAAGCAGCAUGAAGAAGAUUCCUGAGUUGUUGCUGGAGAAGAUGGACGGAGUCGGGGAGCAGGGUCGAGGGGACAAGACCUGGAGCUCAGGCUCCGGCCCAGCGGACCUGUGCAGGCUGUUCCAGACGGUGCACGAGUCGUGCCGGGAGCACGGCGCCACGCCCCGGCAGUACAUGGCCUUCCUCAAGGUGUACACGGCCAUCUACAGCAGCAAGCAGAGCCAGCUGGUCACUAAGAAACAGCACCUGCAGGCGGGCGUGGCCAAGUUGAAUGAAGCCAAGGCCUUGGUGGAUGAGCUGAAGAGGAAGGCUGCAGAGCAGAGCACGCUACUGAAGACCAAGCAGCAGGAGGCUGAUUCUGCCCUCCAUGAAAUCACAAGCUCAAUGCAGAACGCAGGCGACCAGAAGACGGAGAUGGAGAAGCUAAAGGGGAAGAUGUCUCAGGAGCUGUCCAAGAUCGAGGAGAGGACGGGCAAGAUAGACGAUGAGCUGCAGGAAGUGCAGCCCCUGGUGGACGAGGCCAAGAGGGCGGUGGGGAACAUCAAGUCGGAGGCGCUCUCAGAGAUCCGCUCGCUGCGCAUGCCCCCGGACGUCAUCCGGGACAUCUUAGAGGGGGUGCUGAGGCUGAUGGGGAUCUUCGACACGUCCUGGGUCAGCAUGAAGAGCUUCCUUGCGAAGCGUGGUGUGCGGGAGGACAUCGCCACGUUCGAGGCGCGGGACAUAACCCACGAGAUACGGCAGAGUGUGGAGGAGCUACUCCAGAGAAACAAAGCCUCCUUCGACCCCAAGAACGCCAAGCGAGCGAGCACGGCCGCAGCUCCUCUGGCUGCCUGGGUCAAGGCCAACGUCCAGUACUCCCACGUCCUGGAGAGGAUCGGGCCGCUGGAGAAGGAGCAGGCCACACUGCUGGAAAACCUAAGGAAAACGGAGAACAGGAAGAACAAGCUAGAAGACCAGCUCAACUCCGUGGGAGCCAAAGUCAACGAGCUCAAAGAGAAGUUCCAGUGUCGCACGACCGAGGCAACUAAGCUGGAGGUGGAGGUGACCAAGGCCCAGGAGACCAUCACCGCCGCCCAGCAGCUCGUCUCCCAACUGGACGGAGAGCACACCCGCUGGAACACACAGGUGUGUGAGAUUAAAGAGGAGCUGGACACGCUCCCCAUGAGAGCCAUGCUGGCGGCCGCCUUCAUCACCUACCUGUCCUCCGCCACCGAGGACCGCAGGAGACACUGUCUGGACACCUGGAUGACACACUCUGGACUACAGAAGUUUGACCUGCGCUCCUUCCUGUGCUCGGAGAGCGAGCAGCUGAUCUGGAAGAGCGAGGGCCUGCCGUCGGACGACCUGUCCAUGGAGAACGCUCUGGUCAUACUCCAGAUCAAUGUGCUGAAACAGAGGAGUGUUGCUUGUCCCUUUCUGAUCGACCCGUCGUCCCGGGCAACCGAGUGGCUGCGGACACACCUCAAAGAGCAAAAGCUAGAGAUCAUCAACCAACAGGACACAAACUUCAUGACAUCCCUCGAGCUGGCUGUGAGGUUUGGUAAAACUGUCAUCAUCCAGGAGAUGGACGGGGUGGAACCUGUCCUCUACCCCCUGCUGAGGAGGGAUCUCAUAGCCCAGGGCCCGAGGUAUGUGGUUCAGAUCGGAGACAAGGUGAUCGAUUACAACGAGGACUUCCGGCUCUUCCUUGCCACACGGAAUCCCACCCCCUUCAUUCCCCCCGAUGCCGUCUCUGUGGUUACCGAGGUCAACUUCACCACCACCAGGGCUGGCCUUCGGGGACAGUUGUUAGCCUUGACCAUCCAGCAGGAGAAGCCAGAGUUGGAGACGGAGAAGACGCGUCUACUUAAGCAAGAGGAGGACAAAAAGAUCCAGCUGGCUCUCUUGGAGGAGUCCUUGCUAGAGACCUUGGCUACAGCCCAGGGGAACAUUCUGGAGAACAGAGAGCUGAUCGACAGCCUGAACCAGACCAAGGCCAGCAGUGCCUUGAUCCAGGAGUCACUGCUGGAGUCUCACAGGCUGCAGGCUUCCCUGGACCAGGAGCGGGAUGCCUACCUGCCUCUUGCUGAGAGUGCCAGCAAGAUGUAUUUCGUCAUCACAGACCUGUCGAAAAUCAACAACAUGUACCGCUUCAGCCUGGCCUCAUUCCUGCGUCUCUUCCAGAAGGCCCUGCAGGACAAGAAGGAAGCACAAAGCACUGAUGCCAGGAUCGCUGCCCUGGAAGCCAGCUUGAAGCGUAUGGUGUACGAGUAUGUCUGCCGCUCUCUAUUUAAGUCUGACCAGUUGAUGUUUGCCAUGCAUUUUGUCAAGGGCAUGCACCCAGAGCUGUUCCAAGAGAAUGAAUGGGACGUCCUAACCGGAUUCAUAGUUGGAGAAGUGUUCAAGAGAGAGGAGUUUCCCUCGUGGAUCGACCAGGAGAGACAUGGAGCUCUGUCCAUUUUCAAGGCUACCUUCUCAUCCCUCUACCAGUCCCUGAGUCUGAGUGACGGAGAGUUCUGGCUCCCCUUCUCCCGCAGCUCCCACUGUGAACAGGAAGUCCCGCCCCCAGUCGCCAGGAAGAUUACUCCCUUCCAGCAGGUGUUGCUGGUCCAGGCCAUCAGACCAGACAGACUGCAGAGUUCCAUGGCUUCUUUCGCCUCACAAGCCCUGGGGAUGAAGGAGCUGUCGCCGCCGCCGCUGAACCUGAGGCGCCUGCACUGUGAGACGCUGGCGUGGGAGCCCGUGCUGAUCAUCAUCUCCCCCGGCGCAGACCCCUCCCAGGAGCUCAGCGAGCUGGCAGCGGACUCUGUCGGGCGGGAGAACUUCCACGAGAUUUCAAUGGGCCAGGGCCAGGCGGAUGUGGCGUUGGCUGCGCUCAGAGAGUCUUCUCGAAACGGAGACUGGCUUUGUCUUAAAAACCUUCACCUAGUCACUGCAUGGCUACCACAGCUGGAGAAAGAGCUGAACGCACUCCAACCCAAAGAAAGCUUCCGUCUGUGGCUGACCUCCGAGGUGCACCCCAGAUUCCCCCUCAUACUCCUGCAGUCCAGCCUGAAAAUCACAUACGAGUCCCCACCCGGGCUGAAGAAGAACCUGACCAGGACCUACGAGUCCUGGAGUCCGGAGCAGAUCAGUAAAGGUGGCGUCCUGUCGCGGGCCCAGUCUCUCUUCUGCCUGGCGUGGUUCCACGCUGUCUGCCAGGAGCGAAGGAACUACAUACCCCAGGGCUGGACCAAAUUCUACGAGUUCUCCCUGUCGGACCUGCGGGCUGCUUAUGAGAUCAUCGACAGGCUCUUUGACGGCGGUAAGACCUUCCAGUGGGAGUUUGUCCACGGUCUUCUGGAGAGCGCCAUCUACGGGGGACGGAUCGACAAUCCCUCAGACCUCCGCAUCCUGCGCUCCUACCUGGAGCAGUUCUUCUCGGCGCGCCUCCUUUCCUCCUCCUCCUCCUCAGCAGGAACGAGGAGGGGAGGGGAAAAAGUCUUCCCGGCUCAGAUCAGCCUGCCAACCUCCUGCUCCAUCCUGGAUUACCGCAGCGUUAUAGAGAAUCUGCCAGAGGACGACCGGCCAGCUUUCUUCGGCCUGCCAGCCAACAUCGAGAGAUCAUCCCAGAGAAUAACCAGCUCUCAGGUGAUCUCCCAGCUGCGCAUCUUGAGUCGAUCAGUGGCAACGGGGUCAAAGUUCGACCGGGAGCUCUGGUCCAAUGGGCUGUCACCUGUCCUCAACCUUUGGAAGAAACUCAACCAGGGCUCCACUCUGAUCCACCAGAAGGUGGUCCUGCCAACGGAGGGCCAGGGUUCGCCGGUCCAAUCCUUCAUCGUCCUGGAGCAGUUCAACGCAGUCCGCCUAGUGCAGAGCAUCCACCACUCCCUGGCUGCGCUCAGCAAGGUGAUCAGAGGAACUCAGCUGCUCACAGCAGAGGUCCAGAAGCUGGCCACCGCCCUGCUAAACCAAGAGUGUCCCCAGACGUGGCUCAAUAAGUGGGAGGGGCCCGAGGAGCCCAUGCAGUACCUCAGAGCCGUGGUGACCAGGGCCCUCGCCAUUCAGGGCUGGGUGGAGCGUGCAGGCAGACAGGCCCUGCUUGCUGACACCCUGGACCUCUCCGACCUCUUCCACCCCGACACCUUCCUCAACGCCCUGAGACAGGAGACAGCCAGGUCCAUGAACUGUUCCAUGGAUAGUCUGAAGUUUGUGACAUCGUGGAUGCGUCCAAUCCAGGAAGCCAAGCUGCAAGUCAAGGUGGGUGGGCUCCAGUUGGAGGGCUGUUCCUUCGACGGCACGCGUCUGUCUGAGAACCAGCACGAUUCCCCCAGCGUUUCGGCCGUCCCGCCCUGUUACAUGGCCUGGGUCACACACAGCUCUAGCUCCAGCUCUGCGGGGCUGCAGGAGUGCAUCUGGCUGCCGGUGUACAGCAGCUCAGAGAGGGUGAAGGUGGUGGCCCAGGUGGCCCUGCCCAGCGGAGCCAACCCCAGCCAGUGGAUCCAGACCGGAGCAGCCCUCUUCCUCAAACAGCUGUGAUCCCGCCUUCCCGUUGGUGGGCUUAUGGCAGUCACAUGGUACUGGGGGACGAAUGGGAGCCAAGAUUAGUUUUUUGGGGGAUUUGAAAGCUUGUCCCUUAUGCUUUGAAGGCAGCUAAUAUAACCGCUAUCAGCUCUGGGGAAAGAAAGUCUGGACUGAGUCUGCUGCUGAAAGUGGAAGGAAACACUACUUAAUUUGUCUUGGUCAUUAUUUAGGAUUGGAUGUGUUUUUGUAUGCUUGUAGCCCGUAUUUAAAUUUGUGUUUUGAACUGAGUUGCCUGCUAAAAUGGGACAGUACACUACUUCAUUAGUCUUCAUCGUUAUUUUCAUAUCAUGUUUUCUUGUUUGCUCUUAGCGCAACGCUCUUUUGAGAACAUUGGAACACAGACCAAAGCUCCAGCAAAUUUUUGUACUGUAUUUAUUGUUGGAUAAAUUACCAUGGAGGAGGGUGGAAAUGAUA
Messenger RNA from Gadus morhua (Atlantic cod), 13579 nucleotides. RefSeq names its product dynein cytoplasmic 2 heavy chain 1 (gene dync2h1). The record is from RefSeq and is a predicted model, not a curated record. Gene Ontology annotation, molecular function: dynein intermediate chain binding; ATP hydrolysis activity; dynein light intermediate chain binding. Gene Ontology annotation, cellular component: axonemal dynein complex. Lineage: Eukaryota; Metazoa; Chordata; Actinopteri; Gadiformes; Gadidae. Gene Ontology annotation, biological process: microtubule-based movement.